Molecule: messenger RNA, 1236 nt
Organism: Aegilops tauschii subsp. strangulata
Lineage: Eukaryota; Viridiplantae; Streptophyta; Magnoliopsida; Poales; Poaceae
Source: RefSeq, a predicted model, not a curated record
AUGGCGCUUCUGAAGAGGGUGAGGGAUUACGCCGCCGUGGAUCAGCCAAUGCCGGUGGUGAAGAAGAAGAAGGAGUCGGCCACGAUCCCCGAGACCCAGCAGCUUGCUACGGCCGCGCCACCUCUGGCACAGAAGGAUGGUGAUGGCUCUCGCGCUUCUGCGGCUGGGUCAUCCUCGCGAGACUCGGAGUCCCGGCCUCAGGAGAAGGCGAUCUCUGUAGCCAAGCCGGCUCCGGAGGCGCUCGCCCUCAGCUCGCCUGCUGAGGUCCCGAAGGCUCUAGAGCCCCCGGCCCCCUCUGGUGCUGCUAACUUGCUGAUCCUGGCACCGGUGUUGUCUCCUCCCCCUUCCAUCAUGCUGUCGGGCCGUGGCUCUCUUGCUUUGCCUGCUGCUCUGGAGGAGGCUCUUUCCGCGCUGACCCAACUUCGCGACGACCUUCAAGGCACCGACCAUUGCCUGGUGGCGACAUGGAGCCAGGACGUAGCGGCCUCUGAGGAGGGUAAGCAGGCUGCCGGCCUGGCCGCGGUCGCCCUCGACGCGGCAUUGAGGGAUGCUGAGGCUACCAAGGAGCGCUGCAGGGUGGCGGAGGUCGAGCUGGAGACCUUGCGCAACGAGCGUGCCGCCGAGGCUCGUCAGCGCGAGGCGCAGGAGGAGAAGCUGAAGGCCCGAGAAGACGCCGCGGAGCGCGACCGCCUAGAGAAGCUGAAGAAGGAGGUGGAGGCGGAGAAGGCUCGGCUGGAGGCCAAGGCGAAAAUCCUUGCCAACGAUCGUGCCGCCUUCGAUUCCCUUGAGCAGAGGUCCUGCAAGGCACUGCGGGAUCUCUACGGGAGGGGGUUGAAGGAGCCGUUGGUGACUGCUGAGGAAGGCCCCGCCGAGCUGCCCCCCCAGCUGGUCACAGUGCUCGGGGGCAUUGUCAAUGGGGUCAGCCCCACGGUGGAAGGAGAAGCCUGCACACUCUCUGCCUCGACCGUGACUUGCGUCUUCAGCCACCUCCAUCUUCGCAACCCCAGCUUUGACUUUGAAGCCUUGCUUGAGCCUGUGGACCUAGAGCACUACACCGUCGCUGCCGAAGCCAUGAAGGACCAGGUGGAGGCCCUACUGUGGAAGUUCCUCGCCAUCGAACUCGCGCCCACGGCUGACGGCGACGCCGAGCCUACGGCCGCGGCUUAUGAUACGGGUGGCGGCGACGUUGUCAACUACAGAGCGCUUCUUGCGGGUGAUGGCAGCGCCCAAGGUUGA